UUAAAAAACAUUGCCCUUUUGCGCGGUUUAUCAAGAAUUGAUCGUGCCAUUUGGCAAAAAGUGGAUAUGACCUAAUCAGUUUCCACGAGGAAUGAAGUACAGUCUAGUCUUUUACCGAAAAAAAGUACACUCUAGCAUCUAUCCCAAUUCCCACCUCCUCGCUCCCUCCCCGCGAAGGAGAAUUAGAACCUCCCUCCCUCCCUCCCUCUCUCCCCGAAUCGGUUUGUUCGAAUUAAUUACGAACUUCUAUUAGAGUGAUUUCAGGUUUGUUUGCUCACUCAAUUGGCUCUAGACGUGGAGCCCUGCAUACUGAAUUUCUUGUCCUCCGAGAUGAAGGGCUUCUCAAAUUUCUUUUGAUAGCAGACUCAUAAGAAUCAUGGCCAUGGCUCUUGUUCAAUUGACAAACCUGUCUGCUGCAGUUGCUGGCCAAUGCCAUGGCCAACUUAGAGGAUCUGGAAGGAAUCCUUCCAAAAUGUUAUUCCAUGUGCCAUUUCCCAGCCUUUUGCUACGAGGUUUUUCAGGAUUGCGAGCUUCUAAUGCUUUGGAUUCUAUGCUGAGGUCCCAUUGCAAUUUUCAUUCCAUGGUGACAGCUGCAAUCUCUGUUCCAAGAGGAAAGGCCAGCCGGGGAGUAGCAGUAGCUAUGUUUGAGCGCUUCACAGAAAAAGCUAUUAAAGUUAUUAUGCUUGCCCAAGAGGAGGCAAGACGGCUUGGACACAACUUUGUUGGCACAGAACAGAUUCUGUUAGGUCUUAUUGGUGAAGGCACUGGAAUUGCUGCAAAAGUUCUUAAGUCCAUGGGAAUUAAUCUGAAGGAUGCUCGUGUGGAAGUGGAGAAGAUCAUAGGGAGGGGCAGUGGAUUUGUUGCUGUGGAGAUACCAUUCACUCCUCGCGCAAAACGUGUUUUAGAACUCUCUCUAGAGGAAGCCCGCCAACUUGGUCAUAAUUAUAUUGGAUCCGAGCACUUGCUUCUGGGACUUCUUCACGAGGGUGAAGGUGUAGCAGCUCGCGUGCUUGAAAACCUAGGUGCUGAUUCAAAUAACAUUCGUACACAGGUUAUCCGAAUGGUGGGUGAGAGCACAGAAGCUGUUGGAGCUGGGGUUGGAGGAGGAAGCAGUGGCAAUAAGAUGCCGACACUCGAGGAGUAUGGCACUAACUUGACAAAACUGGCAGAAGAGGGCAAAGUGGAUCCUGUUGUUGGAAGGCAACAACAAAUAGAACGUGUGACUCAGAUUCUUGGUAGGCGGACAAAGAACAAUCCCUGCCUUAUUGGAGAACCUGGUGUUGGGAAAACUGCAAUUGCAGAAGGACUUGCUCAGCGGAUUGCAAGUGGUGAUGUUCCAGAAACAAUUGAGGGCAAGAAGGUAAUUACACUGGAUAUGGGACUUCUGGUUGCCGGUACAAAAUAUCGUGGAGAAUUUGAGGAGAGAUUGAAGAAGCUAAUGGAGGAAAUCAAACAAAGUGAUGAGAUAAUACUCUUUAUAGAUGAAGUUCACACUUUGAUAGGAGCAGGAGCAGCUGAGGGCGCAAUAGAUGCUGCAAACAUAUUGAAACCGGCUCUCGCAAGAGGAGAACUGCAGUGUAUUGGUGCUACUACAUUAGAUGAAUACAGGAAGCACAUUGAGAAAGAUCCUGCAUUGGAAAGACGAUUUCAACCUGUAAAAGUUCCUGAACCUAGUGUUGAUGAGACCAUACAAAUUUUGAAGGGGCUUCGAGAAAGAUAUGAGAUUCACCACAAGCUACGUUAUACAGAUGAAGCCCUAGUAGCUGCUGCACAGCUUUCAUAUCAGUACAUCAGUGAUCGCUUCCUUCCUGAUAAAGCAAUUGAUUUGAUUGAUGAGGCUGGUUCUCGAGUUAGGCUUCGUCAUGCGCAGCUCCCUGAAGAAGCCAGAGAACUUGAAAAGGAUCUGAGGCAGAUCACGGAGGAGAAGAAUGAAGCUGUGCGCAGCCAAGACUUCGAAAAGGCUGGGGAGUUGCAGGAUCGGGAAAUGGACCUCAAAACCCAAAUGGCAAACCUUAUAAACAAAAGCAAAGAGAGAAGCGAGGCAGAGAGCGAAGCAGGUGAGGAAGGCCCUGUUGUGACAGAAUCAGAUAUCCAGCAUAUUGUUUCUUCUUGGACGGGCAUCCCUGUUGAGAAAGUAUCUUGCGAUGAAUCAGAUCGCCUCCUCAAGAUGGAAGAAACACUUCACAAAAGGGUAAUAGGUCAGGAUGAAGCUAUAAAAGCCAUUAGCCGUGCCAUUCGUCGUGCCCGUGUUGGGCUCAAAAACCCCAACCGACCAAUUGCUAGCUUCAUUUUUUCUGGUCCAACUGGUGUAGGGAAAUCAGAACUGGCCAAGGCACUGGCUGCAUACUACUUUGGGUCUGAGGAAGCUAUGAUUCGGCUUGAUAUGAGUGAGUUCAUGGAGAGGCACACCGUCUCUAAGCUCAUUGGAUCACCCCCUGGCUAUGUUGGCUACACCGAAGGUGGUCAGUUGACUGAAGCGGUUCGUCGUCGGCCCUACACAGUGGUCCUUUUCGAUGAGAUAGAGAAGGCACACCCUGAUGUCUUUAACAUGAUGCUUCAGAUUCUUGAAGAUGGAAGGUUGACAGACAGCAAGGGCCGAACUGUGGAUUUCAAGAAUACCCUCCUGAUAAUGACUUCGAAUGUUGGAAGCAGUGUGAUUGAGAAGGGAGGUCGCCGUAUUGGUUUUGAUAUUGAUUAUGAUGAGAAGGACAACAGCUACAACCGGAUAAAGAGCUUGGUAACAGAGGAGCUGAAGCAAUACUUCAGGCCAGAAUUCCUGAAUCGAUUGGAUGAGACGAUUGUAUUCCGGCAGCUCACAAAACUGGAGGUGAAGGAAAUUGCCGACAUAAUGCUGAAGGAAGUGUUCGAUAGGCUAAAGGUUAAGGAUAUAGAGCUUCAGGUGACGGAGAGAUUCAAAGACAGGGUGGUUGAGGAAGGGUACAACCCAAGCUAUGGUGCAAGGCCGUUGAGAAGAGCGAUAAUGAGGCUUUUGGAGGAUAGCGUGGCUGAGAAGAUGCUAGCAGGAGAGAUCAAGGAGGGGGACUCUGUCAUCGUAGAUGUUGAUUCAGAUGGGAACGUGACUGUGCUCAAUGGUAGCCGUGGUAAUCCGGAGCCAUUGCCUGUGUAGUCAACUCUUCUCACAUCACGCCAACAAUGUGAAUACUUUUGCCAUGAAAAGGUUUUUAGUAGUUUUUUUCUUUAGUUCGAUAGUCUAGGUUUUCAUUGGUUAUGGACAUAUAGCUUCCUUGUUCUAAAGAGUUCUGAUGAUGGUUGAGUGCCGAUUAGUGGGUGGCUGGAUUGGGUUCCGAGGUUGUAUUAUUUAUAUACAUCAUGCUGUGCGUGCUAUUUUUUUAAGCAUUCGCGGGAGAUAUUCUUUUUAAUUAAAGCUUUUCAUUGUAAGAGAGACUACAUUAGAUGCUGAGAGUUUUCAGCUUGAUAUUUGCAUUUUAUACCUAGUAUCAAGGCUUUAUAAGCUAA
Molecule: messenger RNA, 3477 nt
Organism: Nelumbo nucifera (sacred lotus)
Lineage: Eukaryota; Viridiplantae; Streptophyta; Magnoliopsida; Proteales; Nelumbonaceae
Product: ATP-dependent Clp protease ATP-binding subunit ClpA homolog CD4B, chloroplastic-like
Biological process (GO): cellular response to heat
Cellular component (GO): cytoplasm
Molecular function (GO): protein binding; ATP hydrolysis activity; ATP binding
Source: RefSeq, a predicted model, not a curated record